GCUGACGGACAGUGUAAGGCGGAGGACGCGGUUGCUUUCCAGCUGCUCGCAUCGAAUGUGUCGAGCAUCACGACGACGAUCAACGGGAUUGGGCUCAUUGUCGCCAAGGCAAGCGUGAGCGAUGCCAUCGACGGGCGCACCCCACUGCCAGAUGCCAGCGCUUCGACUAGCACGCAGGUAGAGGGCGCGAUCAGCAUCUCCCUGAAGUCUGUCGAGGACGGGUCGACCCUGUCAGUGACGGACCUCUCAGACACGAUCGUCAUCGACCUGCCGAUCGUAAGCGACGGCCUCGAUUGCGCCUAUUUCGGCGAAGCCGUCUUGGAAUGGAGCUUCGAGGGCAUGGCAACUACGCGCAGCGCUGACGGCACGCUGCGGUGCGCGACCACGCACCUCACAGUUUUCGGGGCCAUGCCGAAGGGCAUCCUGAGUUCGCUUGAGCGCAGCCAGGCCAGCCUGCUGUCAGCCGAGCCCUACGAGGAGCUGUGCAUGAGCGACUGGUCGGACUCCGCGGGCACCUUGGUGCUGCGCGGCGUGGUGUCGUUGUACCUCGCCAUGAUGUUGACCGCGCGCGCGUGCGACGUCAGGGACGAGCGGGCGGGCCGCUGGGGCACGAAGGAAUUCGUCGUUCCCGAGCUCGCGCAGGAACCCGUCGCCUGCCAGACGACGCGGGCGGACGGAUACUACGCCGAGACGGGCGCGCCCCCGGUGGCCCUGCUCGGCGCCGAGCGCGCAAACGUCACCAAGGUUCCGCGCAAACAUUUCCGCUUGGAAGGUUCGAGCUGCAGCGCCGCGGGGACCGAGGGCCGCGCCGCGGUAGGCGCGCCUCGGGCGGCUCCGCCCGGCGCCGAUCACGCGCUCGGCACGGCGGCGUUGCGCUGGCAGUUCUGCAAGAAAUGGUCAGACGGCAGCGUCGCGAGCAGUCGAGGCCACGCGGUGGCCGCUCUAUCGUCAGGGACCAGCUACACAACCGCCGUGGGGUCGUUGCAGUCUGCCCGCCAGGCGGCCCAGCAGGACACGAAGGCGUCUUGCGAGGAGCUGUUGCAGGGCGCGCCCCUGGAAGUCGUCAGCAUCGCCACCAAGUGCGUCGAAG
This is a messenger RNA of Prorocentrum cordatum, 1090 nucleotides long. NCBI's taxonomy places the organism in Eukaryota, Dinophyceae, Prorocentrales, Prorocentraceae. The record is from the annotation of a GenBank genome assembly.